Ilex paraguariensis (yerba mate) is the source of this 180-nucleotide messenger RNA. NCBI's taxonomy places the organism in Eukaryota, Viridiplantae, Streptophyta, Magnoliopsida, Aquifoliales, Aquifoliaceae. The record is from the annotation of a GenBank genome assembly.
AUGGAUGGAGAUGAUAAAAUUAGUGGAGUUGCAAAUGCUGUUGGUAAUGUCAUAGAACUUGAUACUGUAGAUUAUCCUGGUGGUAUGGUAGCAGAGUGUGUUGGUGGUAUGGAAGCCGAGUGUACAGGUGGUGUUGUUGCAGCUAGUGUUUGUAGCUGCUGGCUUCUUGCACUUCCUCUU